Calidris pugnax (ruff) is the source of this 3252-nucleotide messenger RNA. RefSeq names its product cyclin-dependent kinase 11A (gene CDK11A). The transcript is spliced from 20 exons. Gene Ontology annotation, biological process: regulation of mitotic cell cycle; protein phosphorylation. Bases 127 to 2436 code for a protein of 769 amino acids. NCBI's taxonomy places the organism in Eukaryota, Metazoa, Chordata, Aves, Charadriiformes, Scolopacidae. Gene Ontology annotation, cellular component: nucleus. Gene Ontology annotation, molecular function: ATP binding; cyclin-dependent protein serine/threonine kinase activity. The record is from RefSeq and is a predicted model, not a curated record.
UGCGCUCUCCGCGCCUGCGCAGGUGGCGUCAUCAGCCCGCGCCGCCGGGCGGAAGUGGCGCCUUUGUCUCGCGCUGCCCGUCCCAGUCUCCGGUAGCGGCGGCGAGUUGUUUUUUUUUGGACUCAAAUGGGUGAUGAAAAGGAUUCUUGGAAAGUGAAAACUUUAGAUGAAAUUCUUCAGGAAAAAAAACGAAGGAAGGAGCAAGAGGAGAAGGCAGAGAUAAAGCGUAUGAAAAAUUCAGAUGAUAGGGACUCAAAGCGGGAUUCUCUUGAAGAGGGGGAGCUGAGAGACCAUCGCAUGGAAAUAACCAUCAGAAAUUCACCUUACAGGAGGGAAGACUCCAUGGAAGACAGAGGAGAAGAAGAUGAUUCCUUGGCUAUAAAACCACCACAACAGAUGUCACGGAAAGAAAAAACCCAUCAUAGAAAAGAUGAGAAGAGGAAAGAGAAACGUAGACAUCGUAGUCAUUCAGCAGAAGGGAAACAUGCCAGAGUGAAAGAGAAAGAACGGGAACACGAGCGUAGGAAGAGACAUAGAGAAGAGCAGGAUAAAGCCCGUCGUGAGUGGGAAAGACAGAAACGGAGAGAAAUGGCAAGGGAGCAUUCCAGGAGGGAGAGAGAUCGUCUGGAGCAACUUGAGCGAGAACGAGAGAGGAAAAUCCGAGAGCAGCAAAAAGAACAAAGGGAGCAAAAAGAGCGAGAAAGGCGAGCUGAGGAAAGGCGUAAGGAACGGGAAGCCAGAAGAGAAGUUUCUGCACACCAUAGAACAGUGAGGGAAGAAUAUGGAGACAAAGUAAAAAUGAGACCCUGGAGUCGCAGCCCAUUACGACAGCAAAGAGACAAGCUUGAGCAAGGAGAGAGCAGGAAACCAGUAAAAGAAGAGAAACCAGAAGAGAGAGAUCCUCUUUCUGACUUGCAAGACAUCAGUGACAGUGAGAGAAAAACCAGCUCGGCAGAGUCUUCAUCAGAAUCUGGAUCAGGCUCAGAAGAAGAGGAGGAAGAGUCUAGCAGUGAAGGCUCUGAGGAAGAGGGAGAGGAAGAGGAGGAGGAGGAGGAGACAGGAAGCAAUUCUGAGGAAGUGUCUGAGCAAUCAGCUGAGGAGGUGAGCGAGGAAGAAAUGAGUGAAGAGGAGGAACGGGAGAAUGGAAACCACAUCCCAGUUGUUACAGAGUCGAGGUUUGACCGAGAUUCAGCAGGAAGUGAAGUAGAAGAGGAGGAGGUAGGGGAGGGUACCCCUCACUCCAAUGCCAUGACAGAAGGGGACUACAUUCCUGACUCGCCAGCUUCCUCCCCCAUUGAACUCAAACAAGAGCUUCCCAAGUAUCUUCCUGCGCUUCAGGGAUGUCGUAGCAAGGAGGAAUUUCAGUGUUUGAACAGGAUUGAAGAAGGAACAUACGGUGUGGUGUACAGAGCAAAAGACAAGAAGACCGAUGAAAUCGUGGCUCUGAAGCGACUGAAAAUGGAAAAGGAAAAGGAAGGCUUUCCCAUUACUUCCCUGAGAGAAAUAAAUACUAUUCUGAAAGCACAGCAUCUAAAUAUUGUCACUGUCAGAGAAAUCGUUGUAGGCAGCAACAUGGAUAAAAUCUAUAUUGUGAUGAACUACGUCGAACACGAUCUCAAGAGUCUGAUGGAAACAAUGAAGCAACCGUUCCUGCCAGGUGAAGUGAAAACCUUGAUGAUUCAGUUACUGCGAGGAGUCAAACACCUUCACGACAACUGGAUACUUCACCGAGACCUGAAAACUUCCAACCUGUUGCUCAGUCAUUCGGGCAUUUUAAAAGUUGGAGAUUUUGGGCUCGCCAGGGAAUACGGGUCUCCGCUGAAGCCCUACACCCCCGUGGUGGUGACGCUUUGGUACAGGGCUCCAGAGCUGUUGCUGGGAGCCAAGGAAUAUUCAACGGCCAUAGACAUGUGGUCGGUGGGGUGUAUAUUUGGGGAGCUGUUAACACAGAAACCGCUGUUUCCAGGGAAGUCAGAAAUCGACCAGAUUAACAAAGUUUUUAAGGAUCUGGGUACUCCGAGUGAAAAAAUCUGGCCUGGUUACAAUGAGCUGCCAGCGGUGAAGAAGAUGACGUUCACCGAAUAUCCCUACAACAAUCUGCGGAAGAGAUUUGGGGCCCUCCUCUCAGAUCAGGGGUUUGACCUGAUGAACAACUUUUUGACCUACUACCCAGCCAGAAGAAUUACUGCUGAAGAUGGUUUGAAGCACGAGUAUUUCCGAGAGACCCCCCUUCCUAUUGACCCCUCCAUGUUUCCCACUUGGCCGGCCAAGAGCGAGCAGCAGCGAGUGAAACGUGGCACCAGCCCCCGGCCCCCCGAGGGAGGCCUUGGCUACAGUCAGCUGGGUGAUGAUGAUCUGAAAGACACAGGUUUUCAUCUGACCACCACAAAUCAAGGAGCAUCUGCUGCAGGACCUGGUUUCAGCCUCAAGUUUUAAACUCAACAUGAAAUAGGGGAAAAAAAAACCCCAACAACAACAAAAGAGAACCAUUCACGUGAGUGGAUUUCUGAGUCCCCAGUUCUGUUCUUCACGUCAGGGGGACUAGAUGUUUUUCACAGGGGAAAGUCAAACUUCAGCCCAGAUUCAAAGGCUCUUGCUGGUUGUGAGUAGAACUGCUGCAUUCCAUUAAAGGACUGGAAUUAACCCGAAAAGCCAAGGAUCGUUACAAAAUUUGACAAAGAAAAAAACUUGAAGUACAGUCCUGGAACAGUUUCUGGUUUAUUUUUAGUUUUUCUUUUUUUUCGUUGGGUUUGUUUUGUUUUGUUUUGUUUUUUUUCCUUGUAAAUUUGUAGAAUUAAAAUACAUUUUUAAUUGUUGAACAGUGUGAAGGAUUUCAUUUCUUCACAGGCACCAAACUUGGAUGUUGGUGGCAUUAAAUCUUCUAGAGUGGGAAGUUAUUUCCCCCACUGCCCCCAAAUCUAUGUUGACUAUUCCAGCGUAUCAUCAGCCUGGGGAAACAACUAUUUUGAGUAAAUUCUAUGUGUCUGAAUAUAGUUAGGGCAAAAAAACCAUACCAGUUCUGAGGUUCCUUUGUUGUUGUGUGCCUUGGAGAGGGAUGGGCUCAAUACUUACUAUUUUGGGGUGCACUACUGGGCUGAACACCGUUUGAUGUGUUGUAUAUGUGUAUUUACAAUGGCACUGGUGCAAAAGAAGUAUUCUAUUGUUUUAUAAAACAAAAAGACUUAAUAUGGAGACUUGAUGCUUUAUUUUAUAUAGAAAGUUCUUUGAAAUAUGCCCUUUUUCCAUAAAAAA